Messenger RNA from Sinocyclocheilus grahami, 526 nucleotides. RefSeq names its product phosphomevalonate kinase-like. Bases 42 to 422 code for a protein of 126 amino acids. Gene Ontology annotation, cellular component: cytoplasm. The record is from RefSeq and is a predicted model, not a curated record. NCBI's taxonomy places the organism in Eukaryota, Metazoa, Chordata, Actinopteri, Cypriniformes, Cyprinidae. Gene Ontology annotation, biological process: cholesterol biosynthetic process; isopentenyl diphosphate biosynthetic process, mevalonate pathway. Gene Ontology annotation, molecular function: phosphomevalonate kinase activity. The transcript is spliced from 4 exons.
GCCUGUUUCAAUAGCGGUCAUACUGAACAUUUUGUAUAUGAAUGUGGAACACUUUCCAUGCAGUCACAACCAUGACGCCUACACCACCACGGAUCAUUCUGUUAUUCAGCGGGAAGCGAAAGUCAGGGAAGGACUAUGUGACAGAUUUAAUACAGAAAAGACUGACAGCAGAGAUAUGCUGUAUACUCAGACUGUCUGCACCUCUCAAACAGCAGUAUGCUAAGGUACAGUACAGUAUACAACUGCUUACAUGUGUAGACGACGCUGAGUCCGAGUGUGGUUUGGAUGAGGGUGUGAAGUUUGACUGGAUCAUCAGGAACGAUGGAGCUGAUGACGUUCUGGAGGAACAGCUGGAGGGGCUACUGGCAUUGAUCAAGGCACGGGAGGACUCGAACACACAAAAUAGUAUUAAACUGGAUUAAUAAAAGUUGCUUUUUUGCCACCUGUAUCCUGCUGACUGGAGAGCUUGCAAACUCUUCAGCAUUUUAAUGAAUGGUUAGUCAUCAUUUACUCAGCUUUCCAAAAA